CAUUACCUUAAACAAAACUCUAUUUUUUUUCUUCCUAUUUUGGUUUUUCUUUUUAUGUUGCAUGUCAGUGUUUCUUUUUACCAGUAUAGUAUUUAAUUACUUUUUCUUUCUGUCUUUUUGACCACAAAGUUUCUUAACCGACAAUAUAGUUACUGUCUUUUUCUUUUACUUAUAUAAAAACAUAAAUUACCUUCAUUAAUAUCAAUCAUGAACUGGUUAAACUAUUACUAUUAUUUAAGAAAAAUGACCUUAUGUUCAAAAAUGAAGAAUCAAAACUAACACUAUUAAGAUUUACUUGAUCUCAAUGCAGUGUCUCUGAAAACUCAAGAUCUCCGAAAACAUGGCAUCUUCAUGGGAACAUUUUGGGGAGAUUGCAAAUGUGGCUCAGUUAACCGGCUUAGAUGCUGUGAAGUUGAUUGGAAUGAUCGUUAAAGCUGCGAACACAGCGCGGAUGCAUAAAAAGAAUUGCAGACAGUUCGCGCAACAUCUUAGAUUAAUCGGGAACUUGCUUGAUCAGCUGAAGAUCUCGGAGCUUAAGAAGUAUCCCGAAACACGAGAGCCUCUAGAACAGCUGGAAGAUGCUUUGAGAAGGUCUUAUGUUUUGGUCAAUAGUUGUCAGGAUCGCAGCUAUCUUUAUCUGUUGGCUAUGGGAUGGAACAUUGUUUAUCAGUUCAGAAAGGCUCAGAAUGAAAUUGAUCGAUACUUGCGCCUUGUUCCUCUCAUUACUUUAGUCGAUAAUGCUCGUGUCAAUGUUCGAGUUAAGGAGAGACUAGAAGUUAUUGAAAAGGAUCAAUGUGAGUACACAUUUGAUGAUGAAGAGCAAAAGGUGCAGACUGUAUUUUUGAAACCGGAACCUGAAAAAGAGGACACUGUAGUAUUGAAGAAAACUCUUUCGUGUACUUACCCCAACUUCUCUUUCACCGAAGCACUGAAAAAAGAAAACGAAAAGCUUCAACUAGAGUUACAAUGUUCACAAGCAAAUAUGGAUAUAAAUCAAUGCGAGUUCAUUCAACGCUUAUUAGAUGUUACAGCAUUUGCUGCUUAUUCUCUUCCAGAUGAGUUAUCGCCUGAAAAUAGUGGCAAGAAAGUAGAAUACACGAACCAAAAUUAUUUUGAUGUCAACGACAGCAAAGGCCAUUCUUCUGUUGAAAAACAGCAUAAAAAAACAGCUACUCUUUCAGCAUCAAGCUCCUCAGUUUCGGAAAAGAAUUUGCUGUCAACUGGAAGUUUAUAUCAGCAAGAAGAUUGGCAUACUGAUCUACUUGCUUGUUGUUCUGAACCUUGUCUUUGUAUAAAAACAUUCUUCUUUCCAUGUGGAACAUUUUCGAAAAUUGCUACUGUUGCAACCAACAGGCCUAUAUCUUCUGCAGAAGUAUGUAAUGAAUUUCUGGUAUAUUCAUUGAUUUUAUCGUGUUGCUGCUAUACCUGUUGCAUAAGAAGAAAGCUUAGGAAGAUGAUGAAUAUUCCGGGAGGUUAUGUUGAUGAUUUUCUUUCUCAUUUGAUGUGUUGCUGUUGUGCCCUUGUGCAAGAAUGGAGAGAAAUAGAAGUGCGCGGGGUUUAUGGUCAGGAGAAGACUAACACAAGCCCACCAACCCCACAGUACAUGGAAUCUUAAAUAUUAAAUUAGGUUGUAAUUAGUUUGUUUAGAGUGUAAAUAUUAUAUCAAACAUAUAUAAUUUAAAGUUGUAUUUGAUUCUCAAACUGCAUAGUAUAGAUUACUAUUUUUCUUUUCACAAGAAUUGAGGAUC
Molecule: messenger RNA, 1748 nt
Organism: Vicia villosa (hairy vetch)
Lineage: Eukaryota; Viridiplantae; Streptophyta; Magnoliopsida; Fabales; Fabaceae
Product: protein MID1-COMPLEMENTING ACTIVITY 1-like
Exons: 7
Coding region: 341-1615 (424 amino acids)
Biological process (GO): cell surface receptor signaling pathway
Source: RefSeq, a predicted model, not a curated record